AGCCAGCGGCGGGGCGCGCCGUCGGGGCGGGCGGGUGCCGUCGCCGGGCCGAGACCGCGACAGCAGCAGCAGCAGCGCGGCGCGCCGGGCGUCCCUGGGGCGCGGGCAGCGAGCGGGGCAACGCGCUGAGGCCGUGGCUGUCAGACAGCCAUGGCUGUCGCCUACCUGCUGGGAAACGGGUCCGCGCCGCUCCUCGCCGGAGCCCUGGAGGUCCCGCUCGCCGCCAACGCCUCCGCCUGCCGCCCGCCCUGCCCGGCCUGGGGCAACGCCUCGGCGGCGCUGGGCUGGAACCGCUCCGAGCCCUGCGGCGGCAAUGGCAAUGGCAGCGCGGGCGGCGGCGGGCCCUGCGCGCCCGCGGGCGGCGGCCCCUCCGUGGUCACCGCCAUCGCCAUCAUGGCCCUCUACUCCGUGGUCUGCGUCGUGGGGCUCUUCGGCAACUUCUUGGUCAUGUAUGUCAUCGUCAGGUACACGAAAAUGAAGACUGCCACCAACAUCUAUAUUUUCAAUCUUGCAUUGGCAGAUGCCCUAGCAACAAGUACUCUGCCAUUCCAGAGCGUGAAUUACUUGAUGGGAACCUGGCCAUUCGGUACCAUCCUCUGUAAGAUUGUUAUAUCCAUAGACUACUACAAUAUGUUCACCAGUAUCUUCACUCUCUGCACCAUGAGUGUGGAUCGAUACGUGGCUGUUUGCCACCCAGUUAAGGCCCUCGAUUUCCGCACCCCCCGAAAUGCCAAAAUUGUCAAUGUCUGCAACUGGAUUCUUUCCUCUGCCAUUGGCCUGCCAGUUAUGUUCAUGGCAACUACCAAAUACAGGCAUGGCUCAAUUGACUGCACCCUUACAUUCUCCCACCCUGCUUGGUACUGGGAGAACCUCCUGAAGAUCUGUGUGUUCAUCUUUGCCUUCAUCAUGCCGGUGCUGAUCAUUACGGUGUGUUACGGGCUGAUGAUUUUACGCCUGAAGAGCGUCCGCAUGUUGUCCGGCUCCAAAGAGAAGGACAGGAACCUGAGGAGAAUCACCAGGAUGGUUCUUGUGGUGGUGGCAGUGUUCAUUGUCUGCUGGACUCCCAUCCACAUUUACGUUAUCAUUAAAGCCCUGGUCAACAUCCCAGAAACUACUUUCCAGACUGUCUCCUGGCACUUCUGUAUUGCUCUAGGGUAUACAAAUAGCUGCCUUAAUCCGGUCCUUUAUGCGUUUCUAGAUGAGAAUUUCAAAAGGUGUUUCAGAGAGUUCUGCAUCCCCACCUCCUCAACCAUUGAGCAGCAAAACUCCACCCGAGUCCGACAAAACACUCGCGACCAUGCUUCCACUGCCAACACUGUGGAUAGGACUAACCACCAGUUGGAACUUCAAGAAGCUGAAACUACUCCACUGCCGUGACAGGGUCUCCUGCUGCAUGGCUCUCAGAGCAGUUGCCACUGCCUCAUUGUGCUAGUGGGAACAUGUAGGAUUUGCUUUCCCUCAAAAAAUAAAAUACCACAGAGGAAAGUGCCUGCUUUUCCAGUCUGUCAAAAAUUGCUUCUGCAGCACAUCUGCAUUGCACUUAACAGAAGCAUGAAAUGUAACAGCGAGCAGAGCCAGGAGAUACAGGGGCCUUUCCAGAAUCCACUGCUCAAAGCAUUCCUGUUUACCAGGGGCACUUACAUUAGUCUAAAACAAAGCUACUGUGCCGGUAGCAACCUGAUGACAUGCUCUUGGUAAGUUACAGUGGUGUUAAAACAGGUUGGAAACAAAAACUCAAAGGCUCGACAACCAUAGUUUGAAAAAUAAGGUGAGCUUUUGAGGAUGGAAAAUAAUGGGAUAUGAAGUUGUAAUAAUGUUGGGUAUACUCUAUUUACUCUUAAAAUUUAUUCAUAGAGGUGUUUUCUGUGCAGGUUAUUUACGUGCUGAAGUCUCAUGAGGUCAUGUAGAGCAACACAUUUUUAGUUCAAGAGGUCUUCUCUUGGAAGGGUUGCAUGUUUUGCAGUUUCAAAGGAAAUUUUUUUUCAGUGAUCCCUUAGAAAAAAAAAAACAACAAAAAAAGCAAACCAAAACAACUAAAACAAGACAAAAAACCCCAAAAAAGCCUCCAAGCUUCAUCUUCUCCUUCUAUUUCACAUAAAUUAAAAAAAAAACAGUAAAAUCAAAACAAUGAGCUAUUACUUUUUCUAAAAGAUAGGAGUAAAUGAAAGUAUUCUGCAUUGUUAUUGAUUGUCAAAUGAUCCCCAAAGUAGCAUAGAUUAACAUAAAUUUCUUUGGGAAUAAAAAUGCAGCUAUAAGCCUGUCACAGCUUGCACAGGCUGAUGAUGUCUUCUCUUUCAAGUAGUUUCUCAAAUUUCAGCUGCUCUGUCAGCAGCAUUUUCACUUUGUAAGUAAACAACAGCCCUUAUGUGAAGUACUUGGAGCAGUUAAUGCAUUAGACCUUUUUUAAAAAAGAAAUUUUAAAACCAAUUUUAAAAUAGUACAUUUUCUUAACCAAACCCACAGUAUGUUUGCUUUUCUAAUUAACAUGAUACAGUCUGCAUCUGCAUUUUGUAUUAGCUGCUAAAACACAUUAAGAUUUCAGGAAGAAACAAUGUGCUGCAGCAAAUGCCUUCUUAGCUGUUUUCUAUUAUGAAGAUUAGAAAUAUCCAUGUAGAUAACUUGUGGUUCAGUGGUAUUUUCUAGACAUUGUUUGUUACUUGCUCUGUAAAUAAAUCAUCAGUAGUUAACUGGAGGAAAAUUGUACUUUGAUGAAUUUAAGUGUAUUCUGAAAUACAACUAUAUGGAACAGGUUUUUUUUUGUUUGUUUGGUUUUUUCAUUCUGCAGCCAAAAUAUAUUUCUUAUUUUCAUUGUUAAAGUCUGUGUAAAUAUAAGGUUAUAAUGUGAAAUUGUUUGUUUCUGCCAUAGACUGCAUAAUAAAGACUGAAGACCAAAUCCUU
This is a messenger RNA of Zonotrichia leucophrys gambelii, 2898 nucleotides long. RefSeq names its product opioid receptor mu 1 (gene OPRM1). The record is from RefSeq and is a predicted model, not a curated record. Bases 151 to 1377 code for a protein of 408 amino acids. Gene Ontology annotation, biological process: neuropeptide signaling pathway; G protein-coupled opioid receptor signaling pathway; sensory perception of pain. Gene Ontology annotation, cellular component: plasma membrane; neuron projection. The transcript is spliced from 4 exons. Gene Ontology annotation, molecular function: beta-endorphin receptor activity; G-protein beta-subunit binding; G-protein alpha-subunit binding. Lineage: Eukaryota; Metazoa; Chordata; Aves; Passeriformes; Passerellidae.